AUGAAAAAUAAAAACUUGGGUUACGAAAGAACUUACUUUGAAAUAACGUACGAGUGGCCAAGAAGGUUGGAUGAAAUACUUUCCCACGAACCAGCUAAUCAGGAGAAGCAAUUGAAGCACUCAUGGAACCCAGACGACAGAUCUCUAAACAUCUUCAUUAAGCCAGAAGAUCCUCAAAUCAUCCACAGACAUCCAGUUGCUCAGAGUACCGACUGCAUCCGAGGAAAAGUUGGUCACAGUCAAGGUUUGCACUAUUGGGAGAUAACAUGGAACCAGCAACAGAGAGGCACCCACCCGAUUGUUGGAGUUGCAACAAAAGAUGCACCCCUUCAUUGCCCCGGCUACAGAAAUUUGAUUGGCAGCAACAAAUAUUCCUGGGGAUGGGAUAUAGCAAAACAUACAAUCAUCCACAACAGUAUUGAGAAAACUUUAACGUUUGUAAACGGAAUUGUAGAAAGAAGAAGAACAAACUCACCUUGUGAUCGUGUCAUUCCUGAUACAUUCGGAAUGAUCCUCGACAUGGAUGAGGGAACGCUGGGAUUUGUGAUUGAUAAGAAAUAUACCGGCAUCGCUUUUGGAGGGUUGAAGGGCAAGACCUUGUACCCCGUUGUGAACACCGUCUGGGGACAUUGUGAAGUUCAAAUGAGAUACAUUGCCAGUAUAGCUUCGCAACCCCGCUCCUUGCUCGAAACAUCCAGGAAGUUGAUUGAAAAGUGUGUUUUGGACAAGAGUUACAGUGAGAAUUUUAGCACUCUCCCGAUCCCAAAGGUGUUGGAAAGUUUUCGUGGUCAGAACCGGCCGUCACAUUCUUCCGGUGGCCAUCCAGGCUGA
Messenger RNA from Helobdella robusta, 831 nucleotides. RefSeq lists its product as hypothetical. Lineage: Eukaryota; Metazoa; Annelida; Clitellata; Rhynchobdellida; Glossiphoniidae. Gene Ontology annotation, biological process: proteasome-mediated ubiquitin-dependent protein catabolic process. The coding region runs from base 1 to 831 and encodes 276 amino acids. Gene Ontology annotation, cellular component: SCF ubiquitin ligase complex. Gene Ontology annotation, molecular function: protein binding. The transcript has 2 exons. The record is from RefSeq and is a predicted model, not a curated record.